This is a messenger RNA of Cephus cinctus (wheat stem sawfly), 399 nucleotides long. Its product is annotated as probable chitinase 2. The record is from RefSeq and is a predicted model, not a curated record. Gene Ontology annotation, cellular component: extracellular region. Gene Ontology annotation, biological process: chitin catabolic process; carbohydrate metabolic process. The transcript is spliced from 2 exons. The annotation marks the transcript as partial. Gene Ontology annotation, molecular function: chitinase activity; chitin binding. NCBI's taxonomy places the organism in Eukaryota, Metazoa, Arthropoda, Insecta, Hymenoptera, Cephidae.
UCUGUCAACUUUGGAUAUGUCAUACUGUGCUACUAUGGAAGCUGGGUUGCAUAUAGACCAGGCAAUGGGCUAUUUGGUUCAGAGCAUAUGGAUCCCACAAUAUGCACCCACAUAAUCUAUGCUUUUAUUGGAGUUUCUGCUAAUGGUUGGAUAACCAUAUUCGAUCCAUGGGCCGACUUACCAGAAGGUGGUGGUAAAGAUGGCUUUCGAAAAUUCGUAGCACUCAAAGAGAUCUCACCAAGUACUAAGGUAAUGAUAAGCAUUGGUGGUUGGAACCAUGGCAGUACUACUUUCAGUCCAAUGGUAACCGAUCCAACGACUCGUGCAACUUUUGUCAAAAAUGUUGUUACUUUCCUUAAAACGUAUAACUUUGAUGGGUUGAACGUCAAUUGGGAGUAA